Lodderomyces theae is the source of this 381-nucleotide messenger RNA. RefSeq names its product RNA binding protein. Gene Ontology annotation, biological process: ribosome biogenesis; maturation of SSU-rRNA; mRNA splicing, via spliceosome. The record is from RefSeq and is a predicted model, not a curated record. Gene Ontology annotation, molecular function: RNA binding. NCBI's taxonomy places the organism in Eukaryota, Fungi, Ascomycota, Pichiomycetes, Serinales, Debaryomycetaceae. The transcript has a single exon. Bases 1 to 381 code for a protein of 126 amino acids. Gene Ontology annotation, cellular component: U4/U6 x U5 tri-snRNP complex; box C/D methylation guide snoRNP complex; nucleolus.
AUGUCAGCACCAAACCCAAAGGCCUUUCCAUUGGCUGAUUCCGCUUUAACUCAACAGAUCUUGGAUGUCGUUCAACAGUCUCAAAACCUUAGACAAUUGAAGAAAGGUGCCAACGAAGCCACCAAGACAUUGAACAGAGGUAUUUCUGAAUUCAUCAUCAUGGCUGCCGAUACUGAACCAAUUGAAAUUUUGUUGCACUUGCCUUUGCUUUGUGAGGAUAAAAACGUUCCAUAUGUUUUCGUCCCUAGCAAGGCUGCUUUGGGAAGAGCUUGUGGUGUUUCAAGACCCGUGAUUGCUGCUUCGGUCACUACAAAUGAUGCUUCUUCCAUCAAGAACCAAAUUUAUGGAAUUAAAGACAAGAUCGAAACCUUGUUGAUAUAA